Messenger RNA from Nelumbo nucifera (sacred lotus), 2264 nucleotides. RefSeq names its product serine/threonine-protein kinase Nek2-like. Gene Ontology annotation, molecular function: ATP binding; protein serine/threonine kinase activity. The record is from RefSeq and is a predicted model, not a curated record. NCBI's taxonomy places the organism in Eukaryota, Viridiplantae, Streptophyta, Magnoliopsida, Proteales, Nelumbonaceae. Gene Ontology annotation, biological process: protein phosphorylation.
UCUCCCUCUCUCCCUCCCUCUCUCUCUCUCUGUACUUCUUUUAUAGAACCUCCCAACAUCCGAAGCUUUUUCUUCUCUCUUUUUACAGUUUGAACUUUGAACUCCUGAAAACACCACACUUUCUCUUUUUAAUUAUUAUAUUUGCCGCGCUCUCUCUCUCUCUCUCUCUCUCUUUCUCUCUCUGUAUUUCUCACUCUUUAAUCUCGCAGAGCUCAUUCGGGAGUUCCAAUUCGUCUUAUCUCUGCAAAUGUCCACUUUCUUUUAGUUCUUCGAAGAUCUUGUUGAUCGAAAUGUGCCUGAUUUCAGGAUUGAAACCACUUGGAAGGGAUAAAGGACAUUAAAACUUAAAAUGGAGCAAUACGAAAUACUAGAACAGAUUGGAAAAGGAGCUUUUGGUUCUGCACUUCUUGUGAGACAUAAGCAUGAAAAGAAAAGAUAUGUCCUAAAGAAGAUUCGUCUUGCUCGCCAGACGGAUAGAUGCAGAAGAUCAGCCCACCAGGAGAUGGAGCUUAUUUCUAAAGUACGGAAUCCAUUUAUUGUAGAAUACAAAGAUUCUUGGGUGGAAAAGGGUUGCUAUGUCUGCAUUAUCAUUGGUUACUGUGAGGGUGGAGACAUGGCAGAAGCCAUUAAAAAAGCAAAUGGUGUUCAUUUCCCUGAAGAGAAACUUUGUAAGUGGCUUGUUCAACUCUUAAUGGCCCUUGAUUACUUGCACACGAAUCAUGUUCUUCACCGUGAUGUAAAGUGUUCAAAUAUAUUCUUGACAAAAGAUCAGGACAUACGUCUAGGUGACUUUGGCCUUGCUAAAAUGCUGACAUCAGAUGAUCUUGCUUCCUCUGUUGUGGGAACUCCCAGCUACAUGUGCCCUGAGCUUCUUGCUGAUAUACCUUAUGGUUCUAAGUCAGAUAUUUGGUCUUUGGGGUGCUGCAUAUAUGAAAUGACUGCUCACAAGCCCGCCUUUAAAGCAUUUGAUAUGCAAGCGCUGAUCAAUAAAAUAAACAAAUCCAUAGUGGCACCACUUCCUACCAUGUAUUCUGGGCCCUUUCGGGGGCUUGUUAAAAGCAUGCUGCGGAAGAACCCUGAACUUAGGCCAAGCGCUGCAGAUCUGCUCAGGCAUCCACACCUUCAACCUURCGUUCUUAAGGUCCAUCUGAAAAUUAAUAGUCCUAGGCGGAAUAGCUUGUCAGCCCACUGGCCUGAGUCCAAUUACACAAAGAAAACGAGGUUUCCAGACUCAGAAGAUGUUCUUUUCAAGGCCAAAGAGAAAAGGCGGUCAUUCAGCAAUGACAGGAUCUUGAAUCCAAGCGUACCUGAAGCUGAGGUGGAAUCUGUGUGUUCUACAAGAAGAAUACAGGAGCUGCCAAGUUUUCUGAAUAAAAAGCUGGCAGAAUUAUCAGGUGCUGAUAAGGCGAGAACUGUAAAAACAAAUAUUGCCAAGACACCAAGACAGACACCAUCAAAAGCUUCUGCUACUCCUAGGAGACGAACAGACCCAUCAAAAAUUGGUUCAAAUCGUGAAUCGUUUCCUGCAUCACGUACUCCAGCAACUAAAUCUGCUCGGCCGGCUCGCCGAGCUUCCUUGCCAUUGCCUACAAGAGCUGCAACUCUGGAAACCCCUUGCAGAUCAAACAUUGGUCUCCUCCAACGCUUAAACUCCCCUGAUGUUUCGGUCAAUGCCCCACGAAUUGACAGAAUAGCUGAAUUCCCUUUGGCCUCGUACGAAGAUCCUCUAUUUCCAAUCCGCAGAACAUUGUCAAUGUCUGCACAAGGCUCUUCCACCUCACCAUACUGUGGUGAGCGUUCAAUCACAAAGGAUAAAUGUACAGUCCAAAUUCAUGAUAGAACCUUUUCAAGGCCAAGUUUCAUGGAUGCCUGGAAUGGGAUUCGAAAUGGUGCCUUUCCUGUUGAUGUAGAGGGUGGGAGUCAAUGCUCAGACAUGAAUCCAACUGUUGGUAGCGGAGCGUCAUCAGAUAUGCGGCAGCGCCGAUUUGAUACUUCAUCAUACCAGCAACGGGCUGAGGCAUUGGAAGGCUUGCUUGAGUUUAGUGCACGACUGUUGCAACAAGAGAGGUUUGAAGAGCUUGGGGUACUAUUGAAACCAUUUGGGCCUGGGAAGGUUUCUCCUAGGGAGACUGCUAUCUGGUUGACUAAGAGCUUCAAAGAGACAACAGUUAAGCAAGAAGGUUAACGAAAUCGAAUAUCUUCAUCGCAACAUGCAUUAUAAAAUUAGUGCUUCAAAUCUGGUUACGAGGCCCAUAGUUGUUUUU